AUGACCUUGACGUCUCGAAGUUGCCGAGAUGAUCAUAGCGCUGGUCGCAGAGCCCGCGAGCUCUAUCGCUACUUUCAACCUGAACGCCUUCCUCAGCUAGACUCGCUCAGUGUGGAUAGUUCUCCGAUCGCCGAUGAUUUUCUCCCACCAGCCACUGCACAAGCCAUCGAUGCCUCGAUUCACACGCCCUCUGCAUCCUCACUCUUACCGCCGGGCCCAACGAACUUGUCACCACCAUUGGCAAGCACCAGGGAAGCUUCUCUGUUAUCACCGGUGGUCCCUGAAACUCUGGUUUUAGGCCAGCACAAUGCUAUACUAACAUCAUUUGCUCAACUUGCAGCGCUGCGUCUAAAUGUGGAGCGUGUGAUCAUCAGUGUAUCUGAUAGAGUUUCGCAGUUCAUUCUCGCCCAAGCGGGUCAGUCACCCGUCGGUUGUGAUAUCCGUGCUUAUGAGGCUGAGGGAGAUGGAAUUUGGGAUGGCUGCUGCACCUUACCGUCCUGUGCUUGGGGGAUGUGCGAGGUAGGUUUUUUUUCCCCCCUGCUAAAUUAUAGUCGCGCGCAUCGCGCUGACUGUAUCCUGUCUGCUAUAGGCUACGGAACACCUCUAACGACAGAUACAAAGAUCAACAUUGGGUGUUUCUUUGCGCUGGAUACCAAGCCUCGUAAUAGCUUUUCUGAUCUUGAGAAGGAGGCCUUUGGCUCCUUAGGCACACUUAUCAUGGACUAUUUGCAGGUGAGCCGACAGGCCUCCGAAGGAAGACGUGCAGUUCGAUUGUCUCGGGGUCUGAGUUAUUUCGUAGAGGGAAGUUCUAGCUUUGUCGACCAUCAUCCCUCCUAUUCAGGCAGUUCUGUCCCUGCGCUUAGCACUCCCGCGUCAUCUGGGGUGAGAACCAGCCAUCUCUCGGCCGAGUCCUCUCAGAGUUUCGAAACCCCCUCCAAACGGUCUCACAGCAUUGAUGCGCGCUCUGUCAGCUCGGUAUCAGACUCGAAAGCCGACAAUAGCGACCAAAACAAUUCUUCCGGGCCGGACAUGCCGCUCCCGGAUUGGUGGGCGGGAAGCAGAAAGAAGGGGCUGACGUUAGAUGAAUCACAUAGCAGCUCUUGGGCGUUUCGAAGAGCGGCCAAUCUUCUCCGUGAAAGUCUCGAGUUGGAUGCUGACGGCGGAGUCAUCUUCUUGGAGGUUAAUAACAGCCACAUGCUUGACAUCAAGACGGGGAUUGAUUGCGCAGGAGAGACCGGUCCUGCAGCUCCUGUAUUGGCCGUCUCCACCAGAGACGAACCGUUUGCCCCAGGGCCGGGCUCGACAAUGCUAUACCCUGCUGCAAAUGUCGACAGCGGGUUCCUGCACCAGCUGCUGCGGCGAUACACUAAGGGCAAGCUUUGGUCCUUUCAUCGAGAUGGCAUUCUUUCUAGCUCUGAUGACGAAAAGCCAAACGAAAAUCGCUUAAAGUGCAUAAAAGCCACCGAACCGCCCCGUGGCCAUAGCAAGAAGUGGAAACAAUCGGAAAAUGCCAUGUUGAACCAGUUCUUUCCAAACGCAGCGCAGGUCAUGUUCGUUCCUCUCUGGGACCCUGCCAAGUCCCAGUGGUUUGCAUGUUGCUUUUGCUGGAAUACAUUGGAGACGCGUGUCUUCAGCCCUUCUGUCGAGCUGAUGCAGUCCCUGAUCUCCGAUCGUCAGAAGGGCGAUUUUAUCGGAAGUAUCUCGCAUGAACUACGCAGUCCUCUCCACGGCAUUUUGGCGGCUACAGAGUUUUUGCACAGCACGGACCUCGAUGAAUUCCAACUAUCUCUGCUAGAAACGAUCAAUGCGUGCGGUCGGACACUGUUGGAUACUACGAAUCAAGUCCUAGAUUUCAGCAAGAUCGUUUCUCUCGAGAGGACCUGGCGUCAGCUCAAGAAGAACAAGACUUCGCCUGCGGAAUUGACGAGCAUGGACAGGACCUCUGCGCAUCUGGACACAUUUGUCUCGACAAAUCUGGCUAUUCUGGCUGAGGAAGUGGUGGAGGGCGUGUAUUUAGGACAUACAUACGGAAAGAAGUCGAUCGCUUCAUCAGACCAAACUGUCCUUUUGCCGAACUCGGCUGCCACGCUCUCGCUUUCGCCGCGAAAAACAAAGCUGGAUACUUCGACGGAGUACACCGAGUCUGGCAGGGUCUCGGUGCACUUGGACGUCACUGAGGCGUCCGAGAGCAGCCGAUGUUGCCGACAUGGUAGGGAGGAACUUGUGACCCUAACCAUUUCAGAUACGGGCAAAGGCAUCUCGGAAGCAUUCUUACGGGGACGUUUGUUCACACCGUUUGCUCAAGAGGAUACUUUGGCGGUAGGAACUGGGCUGGGGCUAUCGAUCGUCCGGAGUCUUGUCAAGGCGCUAAAUGGGACUAUCAAUGUCCACAGCCGGCCUGGCAAAGGCACGACGGUCAAGGUAUCUCUUCCUUUGACGCGCCCGGCUCCCGAGGACAGUCUCGAGGAUAGCCAGACUGCACCGUCGGUUCCUUCGACACAGGAUGACACUAUGAACGACCCCAGUUCGCUCCGCGACAGCCAUGGCGGUAGGCAUGUUGCUAUUCUGGGUAUCGAGCCUGCUGAUGUUCUGGAACGUCCCUUCUGGGCUAUCAUUGUGCGCUACUUGACGGACUGGUACGGCCUGGACUUGGUUUCCUCGGCGUCACAAGAGCCUAUCGAUGUGCUCUUGGCAGAGGAGGAGCAAUUGGUGGGCACCUCAAUGGAAACUGUCACUGGCAUUCUUCCUUCGCUCUUAAUUCUCUGCAAUCAGUCGGUUGAUUACAACGCUAUCCGGGCCAAGUGGUCACCGAUUGCCGCUUUUGUGGACAUCAUCCGUCGCCCAUGCGGUCCGCACAGGCUUGCCCAUCGCAUUAGGAAAUGUCUCGAUAAUGGACAGCGCCGGGGCGUCGCAUUGCCGCUCUGCAGUGAACUUCCUGAACGAGCCCAGAUGAGUAGUGGCAGCGCUUUGCCAUGCCUGGACUUGACUGAUCCAGAUCCGCUUGCUGCGACCUGUGAUCUCACUCCCGCCACUUCUAUGAGACCCGGGAGCCUUUCCUCUGAGGACUCGGGCAAUGUACAAAAUUCGUUCGACAUUGCCGACGUACCUCAUGGCAGCGAUACCUCCAUGUCGCCGCUGCCCACACCGUCGGAGACGGCGUACAAGCGCGUAGAGCGCAAAGCACGUGUCCUUGUAGUAGACGAUAAUUUGAUCAAUCUAAACUUGAUGUUGACCUUUAUGAAGAAAAGGGAUCUGGAGGUUCUGGAUUCUGCUGAAAACGGAAAACUGGCCCUGGACGCGGUGGAAAGGUUGCAGCAGGGUUACGACCUUAUUUUCAUGGAUAUGUCUAUGCUGGUUAUGAACGGCUUCGAAGCCACGCGCGCCAUCCGUGCGCUGGAGAAAGAGCGUGAUGGGUGUGGACCUGCAACGAUCAUUGCAUUGACGGGACUGAGCAGUUCGAGUGACGAGUCGGAGGCCUUCACGUCCGGGGUGGACUUGUUUUUGACGAAGCCGGUGUCAUUCAAGGAAGUCUCCAGACUGUUGGAUGAAUGGGCGGAACGGGGCCUGCGGGAUAAAAAGUACCCUUCUCUGUCUCCCUCUGUGUGA
Molecule: messenger RNA, 3606 nt
Organism: Aspergillus fumigatus Af293
Lineage: Eukaryota; Fungi; Ascomycota; Eurotiomycetes; Eurotiales; Aspergillaceae
Product: putative sensor histidine kinase/response regulator
Biological process (GO): protein autophosphorylation; phosphorelay signal transduction system
Molecular function (GO): histidine phosphotransfer kinase activity; phosphorelay sensor kinase activity
Source: RefSeq, a predicted model, not a curated record